AAUACAACACUAGGAUGCCAACUGUCGUAAAACACCAGAGAAGAAGAAUAGUACGUGCCAAAUUACAUGGCAUGUCCGUAUGUGCAGUGUUCUUUUGUGUUUUCGUUUAUUAUUUACUUGCCCAUGUGUGUUGCAUUGUGUUUAAAAGGCUUUUGGGCCUGAGGCGUGUGAUGCAGUGUUAGUGCGGUUUGUGGUAAGAUUGAACACAGUCGGAAUAUGUGAUAUGCAGGACUGCUCGCUUUGCGACUUCCGAACAAGCUAACAGCUACUUUUAGCUUGUUAAGCUCAUUUGGUAACACCAGGCUAUUGUUUAAUCAAGUCAAAUACAGUUAGUACGCUAAAUGGGUUAUAAUAACUGCUGUUCCUGCUGUGUAGUUUAAGAGACAUUCGACUUGGAACGUAAUCCCAGUAACAUUUAGGGAAGAGCCUAUUAGACCAAGUGACCUUCGUUGAUAGCUGGGUGUAUCUGCGAAUGGACCCGCACCUGGGCAGAGGACUGCCAUGACCCGGUGUGACAGCUGCGUAACAGCACUAUCGAGCAUUACUCCUCUUCAGCUCAUGUAAUCGGGCCAUUAGUUGUGUUUAUGGUUGUGUAUUCACUUAAAGAAUGACUCGCCUCUCAGUGGUUAACUUGGUGCGUCUUGGGAGUCGAACUGCCAGCCCGCUGUAUAGAAACCCAGCCCGCGCCCUUCACACUUCAGUCUGCAUGAAUUCAUCGCAUCGAAAAGCUGGUUUCAAGCCGGAAAAAGUAGCAGUGGUUACAAAGACUACGAGAUAUGAGUUUGAGCAGCAGCGGUAUCGCUAUGCAGGGCUCACUGAAGAGGAUUUAAAACACUUGCUUGCCAUGAAGGGCUCCAGCUACAGUGGCCUGCUGGAAAGACACAAGAUCCACACUAACAAUGUGGAACAUAUUGUGAAGAGCCUAAGGAGAGAAGGCAUUGAUGUACGAGUUGUGAAGAGAGGAGAAUAUGAUGAUGAAGUAGUACGAUGGGCAGAUGCCAUUAUCUCUGCUGGAGGUGAUGGGACAAUGCUUCUUGUUGCCAGUAAGGUUUUAAGUAAGGACAAGCCAGUUGUUGGGGUAAACACUGACCCUGAGAGGUCAGAAGGUCACCUGUGCUUGCCUGUACGCUACACUCGAGCCUUCCCAGAGGCACUGGCAAAACUCUUUCGUGGUGAGUUUAGGUGGCUUUGGCGUCAGAGGAUCCGUCUGUACUUAGAGGGCACAGGAAUCAAUCCCACCCCCAUGGACCUGCAUGAACAGCAGCUGAGCUUGGAGCAGCACAGCCAAGCCCACCGCAUCACCAUCACAGACAGCCAGAGGAGUAAUGGGACAGGAAUACUACAUGAGAGCAACUCCAAGCCAAGUCUCCUCCCCGUCAGAAGUCUGAAUGAAAUCUUCAUUGGCGAAUCUCUGUCCUCCAGCACUCAUCGGGGCAUUUCUGUCCACCACAGGGUGAAGUUAAAAUCCUUCAAACAGCAUGUUAACCUCUUGCUCCAUAGGGCUUCCUACUAUGAGAUCUCUGUGGAUGAUGGCCCAUGGGAAAAGCAGAAGAGUUCAGGACUCAGCAUUUGUACAGGAACAGGAUCCAGAGCCUGGUCAUAUAACAUCAACAAACUUGCUGAACAAUCUGUAGAGGAGAUUUUAAAAAUUGGAAAGUCCAAAACAGGUUUUGAUAUCCCACUUAACCGUGAAUUUGUUGAAAAAGUUACUGAGGAAUACAUUGAGUCCCUGGUGUUCAGUCCGGACGACAGACACAUGUUCUACAGCAUCAGGGAGCCCAUCGUCAACAGAGUGUUCUCCAGUAGUCGGCAGAGAGGUUUCGCCAGCAAGGUCUGUGUCCGUUCUCGAUGUUGGGAUGCCUGCAUGGUGGUCGACGGUGGGACUUCAUUUGAGUUCAACGAUGGUGCCAUUGCUACAAUCAGCAUGAUCGAGGAGGAUCAGCUUCGAACAGUGGUUCUUGAAAACUGAGACGAAUCCAAAGCACGUGGGCCCCUGACUGGUUUGAAGAGAUGUCCAAAGAGGUCUACAAGUGUUGGAACAUUUUUAUACCUGAUAAAAAUGUCAGUGUUACAUUUUUCUUAAAUGUGAGGUAUGUGCAUUAUUUUCUAUUUUCAUAUCACCUCUUUUGGCUUAACCUUGUUGACUUGGAUGCAUGUCUGUCUGGGGGAUCAGACACACAUGGACUUUGUGAUAAGCUUUCACUGAGAUUUUUAUUUUUUUCCUGUUUGAGCCUUUGGACAGUGAAAACAGGAUUUGGAGACCUUGAACGAGCAAAAUACUCCUUAAGCACAAAGUCAGAAGUCUGUCUUGUACCUCUUAUAAGAAGUGGAAAUUGACUUUGGAAGUGUUAUUGAAACGGCAGCAUGUGCCCAGGACAGCCAUGCCAUAUGUUUCCACAACAGUUUUACACUGUAUAAAGUGAGGUUUUGUCUAGUGAAUUUGCUCAGCACAAUGCGGUUUGGUAAUGGUUAAAGAGGGUACAGUUUGACAACCACUGCAGUUGUAAUGAUUUUAAAUAUUUCAUAAUCAAAUAGAUCUCACUUGUAAUUCAGUACAGCAUUGUGGGUGGGCCUUGUAACACUUCAUUCAACUGGGCUUGAAUGAUCAGGAAACUAAUAUGCAGUGUGUCAAAAGCAGGGAUCCUCAUGGAAACUCACUGUUAGGAUGAUUUUUUUUUUUUAAUCAAAUAAAGUGGUAUGAGUGAAAAAAUCUUCCUAUUACUGUCUCUUUAUCAAAUAUCUACAUGUAAGGAGUAGACAGCAGAAUAACUUGACCAGCUGACCCAAAUUUACAAAAAAAUAAAAUCACCUCCACUCCAGUAGAGUUGAGGUACAGCUGAUAUUAUUUCAUUGGUUACACCUAUAUUGUAUACAGUUCAAUGCAACAUUUCUAUCUUAACAUCUGUGUUUAUUUUUGGUAAAACUUUCACAUGUACAAAUUCAGUUAUGUUUAUUAUUGAGGUCAUAGCUAAAGGUGGCACUGUACUGGACUUCAUUAUAUUCAGAGGUGUUCCUAAUAUUCUAACCCUCAUGUAUGUAGCUGUAGAGGACAAAAUAUAGACAUCUCUAAAUAUAAUGUAGUCCAGUACAGCACCUGUAACUGAUUUCAAUAAUAAACGUAUACAUGAAGUUACACACUUGUAACAGUAAGUUGAGUUGAGCUUACCUCCAGGGACAAGUGACAUUUCAGGCUUAAUCACUAACUCUUAAAAGCCAAGUAACACCCACUGAAACAAACUGGGACAUAAUGUGUAUUUAGUGGUUGACUUAAGACUGAACUGGAAUGUUUUUGUUGUCAACAGUCUGUGUAACAUUGGAUUGAAACAGUAAUCUACAGCACUGGGCAAACGGUACAUGCACAGACAUAAUGAGAUCUUCAUAAAAGCAACUGUCCAGCUGAUGAGAAGUCACACAUACACUAAUUUGGAGACAAGAUCCAGAUAUCAUUUUACAUUAAAACCUUUUCUGAUUGUUCAUUAGAGGUAGGAACUAACCACGUUGGGCAUUAAAAUGUCUGAGGAACAGUCCCUACCCCUAGUCUUCAUCAGAUGGAGUAAAACAUUUCACCUGAACCUUUAAAACCAUAUUAACAUUUUAAAUUAACACAUUAUUAGAACAUAAAAACUGAUUUUAAAAUGUACAAAGCUUGCAUUAAUGCAGUACAUUCCAACAAGAACAGGGUUCAAUGUCCUAACCUUGCUUUCCUACAUUAAAAAAAAAA
Messenger RNA from Monopterus albus (swamp eel), 3721 nucleotides. RefSeq names its product NAD kinase 2, mitochondrial (gene nadk2). Gene Ontology annotation, cellular component: mitochondrion. Gene Ontology annotation, biological process: NAD+ metabolic process; NADP+ biosynthetic process. The coding region runs from base 608 to 1969 and encodes 453 amino acids. Lineage: Eukaryota; Metazoa; Chordata; Actinopteri; Synbranchiformes; Synbranchidae. The transcript has 12 exons. Gene Ontology annotation, molecular function: NAD+ kinase activity. The record is from RefSeq and is a predicted model, not a curated record.